Molecule: messenger RNA, 3043 nt
Organism: Lineus longissimus
Lineage: Eukaryota; Metazoa; Nemertea; Pilidiophora; Heteronemertea; Lineidae
Product: WD repeat-containing protein 3-like
Exons: 21
Coding region: 166-2940 (924 amino acids)
Biological process (GO): maturation of SSU-rRNA
Cellular component (GO): Pwp2p-containing subcomplex of 90S preribosome; small-subunit processome
Molecular function (GO): snoRNA binding; protein binding
Source: RefSeq, a predicted model, not a curated record
CCACAACAGUGAGACGCACAUGUUUUUGUCAAAAAUAUACAUAUUUUUGGCAAUAUAUUUACUUUGUGUGUUCAUGUCGUACAGAUACAAGUUUCUGAGUAUCUGAUUCACUACUCUGUUCCAUUAGAAAGGCUAUUGCUGCAGGCUAUAGGCUGAUUAGCCAGAAUGGGUCUAACAAAGCAGUAUCUGCGAUAUGCUGCCGGUUCUGUCUUCAAUGUUGUCGGAAGCCAGAAGUCAAAUAUUGUCUAUCUGGAGGUGCAAGGUGUCAAGGGAAAAUACUGUGCAGUCGGAGCCUGUGAGAAUGUUAUUGUAUGGGACUUGAGAACUGGAGACAGGCACUUAUUUCUCCAGGGAGGGAAGCACGAGGUCACUGCACUUGGCAAGAGUCCAGAUAAACGAUCAAUAGCUGUCGGGUAUAAUGAUGGUACAGUCAUUGUGUUCAGUCUGCUCACAGGAGAUGCUCAAGUCACUUUCCAUGGCCACAAGUCAUGUUUGACUGCGCUACAGUUUGAUCACACUGGAGUUAGACUAGUCUCUGGUUCUAAGGAUACAGAUAUUAUCAUUUGGGACGUCAUCAACGAAUCUGGUCUGUACCGAUUGAAAGGUCACAAAGAUCAAAUCACACAGGCACGGUUCAUGAGGGGCAGAGAUAUACUUGUUACAAGCUCUAAAGACACAUUUAUCAAGUUCUGGGACCUUGAAACCCAACAUUGCUUCAAAACCUUGGUUGGUCAGAGGACGGAGGUGUGGGACUUCAUCUUGUCCUGUGACAACUCUCGCCUGAUCACAGGCUCAGGGGACAACGAGAUAAGAGUGUGGAGCAUCAGUUAUGGGCCAGAGGCCGGGGAUGCGGAGGAUCCUGCAAGUAAGAGGAUGCGACUUGAAGCGGGGGAGGAGGAGGAGGAGGAAACGGACAUUCUCUCCUGUAAAAAGAUUGGCUCAGUCAUACGUCGUGGAAAAAAUAGGGUGGUUUCUAUGACAACAGAUGCCAGUGGCACGUUGCUCGGCCUUCAUGGUAAUGAUACCGUGCUUGAACUGCUUAAAGUAGAAACGGAAGUGCAAGUACAAAGAAGAAUACAGAAACGACAAAAAAAAGCACGAAAGAGAAUGAGAGAUUCUGGUGCACCCGAGGAGGUCACGGUCAGUCGAACAGUUGAUGAUGAACUGCUGCGUCUGUGCGAGACAAGGAUAAAGGGAAAAAUCAGAUCAUUCGAUAUUUUGAAGGAUGGAAACCAUGCGAAGAUUGUGGUCCUGCUGACCUGUAACACAAUUGAACAGUUCUCAGUCGACUUGAGUGAGAAGAAACCGCAGUGUGAAUCACUGGGAUCACUCACCAUGCCUGGUCACAAAACAGACGUGCGGACGGUAGCAUUUAGUUCAGAUAACACUGCUUUCUUAUCUGCCAGUGGAGAAGCGGUCAAAAUCUGGAAUAGGUCCUCACAGCAUUGUAUUCGUACCAUGGCCUGUAGCUAUGCUCUGUCCUCGCUGUUUGCUCCUGGAGACAGACAUGUUGUGGUCGGUACUAAGGAUGGGAAACUGCAGAUCUUGGACAUUGCCUCUGGGAUGUUGUCUGAAGAGAUUGUGGCUCAUUCUGGUGCUAUCUGGACAAUGUGUAUGAGUCCAGACAAGCGAGGUAUUGUAACUGGUAGUGCUGAUCAGGAAGUGAAGUUCUGGGAUUUUGAACUUGUCGCAGAAAGUGAAUAUUCUAGUCGGAAAAGAUUGACACUGGUGCAUUCGCGGACGUUAAAGAUGUCAGAUGAUGUCCUGUGCGUCCGCUUCAGUCCUGACCAGCGUCUGUUGGCGAUAUCCCUCCUAGACAACACAGUUAAAGUGUUCUUCUCUGACACACUCAAGUUCUUCCUCUCCCUGUACGGCCACAAGUUACCCGUCUUAUGUAUGGAUAUCUCCUCAGACAGUCAGUUACUAGUGACAGGAUCAGCUGACAGGAACGUCAAACUCUGGGGACUUGAUUUUGGUGACUGUCACAAGUCAAUGUUUGCUCAUGACGACAGCAUCAUGUGCGUUCAGUUUGUAGCCAAGACGCAUCUCUUCUUCACAUGUGGAAAGGACAAGAAGUUAAAGCAAUGGGAUGGAGACAAGUUUGAACACAUUCUUACUCUGGAGGGCCAUCAUGCUGAGAUUUGGUGUUUGGCUGUCAGUCCUAGUGGUAACUUUGUCCUGACUGGCUCACAUGACCGAUCGUUACGCAUUUGGGAGAAGACAACGGAACCAUUGAUUCUGGACGAAGAGAAGGAAAUACAAAGAGAGAAGGAACAUGAUGAUGCCAUUGGAGAUGGCGAGCAGCCAGUGGUUCCUGGGGAAGCCAACACGGAAGUCGGCAUCGCUGGGAAGAAAACUGUAGAGACUGUCAAGGCUGCUGAGAGGAUAAUGGAAGCGCUCGAGCUCUACAAGGAGGAGGAAGCCAAGCUGGAGCAGCAUGAGGCAGAGUGCAAGGCCAAGGGCAAGGAGCUCCCCCCACCACCACUCCAUAUGAUGUUGGUGGCAUUCAGAGCUUCAACACCUAAGGAGUAUGUCAUGAACGUUUUAAAAAGAGUUAAAUCAAGUGAGUUGGAAGAAUCAUUGUUAGUGCUGCCAUUUUCCUAUGUGAUAGACCUGCUCGCACUACUUGAUGACUUCCUAGCGUCGCACUGGGAAACGGAACUCUGCUGUAGAUGUUUGUUCUUUUUAUUAAGAAUUCACCAUGGUCAGAUCACAUCGAAUCAAACACUAAUGCCAGUCCUUGAGCGAUUACAGUCACAGACAUCUAACAGGGUGCAUGAGAUAAGGGAGCGGAUAGGUUUCAACAUGGCUGGCCUCCACUUUCUGAAGAAGCAAGUGGAAGCCAAGGAGGAGGUGAUGCUGUUUGCUGAUGCGACGGGGAACUUCAAGGCCAAGAAGAAGAAAGAGAAGAAGAAGGCUUUACUCACGAUUAAAACUUAGAGACGAACCUACAUGUACUCUUGCAUAUCAAGAAGAACUAGGACUACUAUGAGACUUCUUGUUGUGGCUCUGUUAAUGUUUACCUUAUAUGAAUGACAAUAAA